AACGAAUCGAGCACAAUUCAAAAAGUAGCAGUGACUCACUGCAUUCCCAUCUGAGCAGCGGGCCGACGCACAGACUUUAUGCCCGUUUAAUUUCAUUCUUAUCAGCGAAAUUUAGAUAAUACAGCGUGUAUAUUGUAGGUUUUCAAAUUGUUGGGGUUAUUAUUUGAAUGUAAUUCGCAGCGGAUGUGGAUGACUGGUGAAUUGCAUGCGUGCUUUUCGGGAUAAAGAAGAAAGGAGCAAGGAACUUCGACUCAGUUAUUUAUUUUUCAGGACUUUAGGUUUCCUUAUUCGACUUAAAUCGUCUCGUAAAGCGUGCAACGAUGAGCGCUGCAAUCGCAAAGACGGCGAAGCCAUCGGGUCACGUCGACCCCAAAUCUGCUCCUUUGAAAGAGAUUCCUGACAUUCUGGUGGAUCCCAGAACCAUGAAGAGAUACAUGCGAGGUCGCUUUCUGGGAAAGGGAGGAUUUGCGAAAUGCUACGAAAUCACAGAUAUGGACACAAAGGAGGUUUUCGCAGGGAAAGUGGUGCCUAAGUCAAUGCUACUGAAGCCGCACCAGAAAGAGAAAAUGAGCACAGAAAUCGCCAUUCACAAGAGUCUCGAUAACUCACACGUCGUGGGAUUUCACGGCUUUUUUGAGGAUGAUGACUUUGUGUACGUGGUGCUGGAAAUCUGCCGGAGACGGUCUCUCCUUGAAUUGCACAAGCGGAGGAAGGCAGUGACGGAGCCUGAGGCCAGAUACUUCAUGCGCCAGACUAUCCAGGGUUGUCAGUAUUUGCACAACAAUCGGGUCAUCCACCGUGAUCUCAAGCUUGGAAAUCUAUUCCUCAAUGAUGACAUGGAUGUGAAAAUUGGUGACUUUGGUUUGGCCACUAAGAUCGAGUUUGAUGGAGAGAGAAAGAAGACCCUGUGUGGCACGCCGAACUAUAUAGCCCCAGAGGUGCUCUGCAAGAAAGGCCACAGCUUCGAAGUAGACGUAUGGUCACUGGGAUGCAUUCUAUAUACACUGUUGGUUGGCAAGCCACCAUUUGAGACGUCCUGUCUGAAGGAGACCUACAUCAGAAUCAAGAAGAAUGAGUACGCUGUUCCUAGACACAUUAAUCCAGUUGCUGCUGCUCUGAUUCGUCGGAUGCUGCACGCUGACCCGAUGCUCAGACCUUCCGUGUCCGAGCUGCUCACUGAUGAGUUUUUCACCUCUGGUUAUGCGCCUCUGCGGCUGCCCACUUCCUGUCUCACUGUACCUCCCAGGUUCUCCAUCGCCCCCUCCAGCCUGGAUCCCGCCCUCCUUCGCAAACCCCUCUCGUCACUUAAUAAAGGAACAGAUAGUCCUAUUGAGAAAAUGGGGAAAAUGGAGCAGCCACAAAGUGAAGAUCUUCAGCAAAGGGAUGGAGUUGAACAACCUGACACUCAUCUAAGUGACAUGCUGCAGCAGCUGGCCAGCCUCAACACGGCCAGGCCAUCUGAGAGAGACUUUAUUAGACAAGAGGAAGCAGAGGACCCUGCAUGUAUACCUAUCUUCUGGAUUAGUAAAUGGGUCGACUACUCUGACAAAUAUGGCCUUGGUUACCAGCUGUGUGAUAACAGCGUAGGCGUUCUGUUCAAUGAUUCCACCCGUUUGAUCAUGUACACUGACGGUGACAGUUUGCAGUACAUCGACCGCAACUCUGCAGAAUCCUACCUCAGUGUUCGCUCCUACCCUUCUGCACUCUCCAAAAAGAUUACGCUCCUCAAGUACUUCAGGAAUUACAUGAGCGAGCACUUGCUGAAGGCCGGGGCAAACAUAACGCCACGUGAUGGGGAUGAACUGAUCCGGUUGCCUUACCUCCGCCAUUGGUUCCGCACAAAGAGCGCCAUAGUGCUACACCUGAGCAAUGGAACCGUGCAGAUCAACUUCUUCCAGGACCACACUAAGCUUAUUUUGUGUCCCUUGAUGGGUGCAGUGACGUACAUCAAUGAGAAGCGGGAGUUCUACACCUAUAAGAUGAGUUUAAUUGAGGAGUUUGGGUGCUGUAAAGAGUUGGCCAGCCGUUUGCGCUAUGCUCGUAACAUGGUAGAGAAGCUCAUGGCCUGCAAAAGCACCGCUACAUCAGCCCGUUAAUCCACUGACAUCACAAUAUGUAUAGCUUUAUGAGAUCAAACUUGUCAGUUUUUUGGGCUCUACACCAGGACUUCCUCCUGCGGAUCUGUUGUUUACUCCUAUACUAUCACUUGUUUUUCUGGGUUGGGGAGUUUGUGACCAUGCCAGCUCGCUGUAUCAUGUGAAUGCUCUUGUACAUGUUUUAAUAUUUUAGAACUUGUCUGUUUACCUUUUGACUGUUCUUUGUAUAAAAGCUUUCGGACGUUAAUCUUUUAAUGUGUAAGAGAAUAUUUGAAAUGAGUUGGUUUUCCAAAAUAAAGAUCUUUUUAGAGACA
Messenger RNA from Carassius gibelio (silver crucian carp), 2410 nucleotides. It is a transcript of the gene plk1, whose product is annotated as polo-like kinase 1 (Drosophila). NCBI's taxonomy places the organism in Eukaryota, Metazoa, Chordata, Actinopteri, Cypriniformes, Cyprinidae. The record is from RefSeq and is a predicted model, not a curated record. The transcript has 11 exons. Gene Ontology annotation, molecular function: protein binding; protein serine/threonine kinase activity; ATP binding. Gene Ontology annotation, biological process: protein phosphorylation; regulation of cytokinesis; mitotic cell cycle. Bases 321 to 2096 code for a protein of 591 amino acids. Gene Ontology annotation, cellular component: centrosome; nucleus; cytoplasm.